AUGGUCGACGCCGAUACCGAGGUGUACCCAGACUCGCUGACUCGGCUGGUUGCCUGCAUGGUGCACGACGCCAAGGUCAUCGGCAUCUGUGGUGAGACACAGCUGACAAACGAGGACUUUUCGUGGACAACCAUGAUCCAGGUCUACGAGUACUUCAUUUCGCACCACAUGGCCAAGGCGUUCGAGUCGCUAUUUGGCUCGGUCACCUGCCUUCCUGGCUGCUUCUGCAUGUACCGUCUGCGCACGCAGCGGGGGUCCCCGCUUAUCAUCUCCAAGAACGUCAUCGACGACUACGCCGAAAACCACGUCGACACGCUGCACAAAAAGAACCUGCUGUCGCUUGGCGAGGAUCGGUACCUGACCACCCUGAUGAUGAAGUACUUCCCGCAGUACAAGAUGACGUUCACCGCCGAUGCAAAAUGCAAGACCACAGCCCCAGACACGUGGUCGGUGCUUCUUUCGCAGCGCCGUCGCUGGAUUAACUCGACAGUGCACAACCUGGUUGAGCUCGUGUUCCUGCCUGAAAUGUGCGGCUUCUGCUGCUUCUCGAUGCGGUUUGUCGUGUUCAUCGAUCUGUUUGGUACCCUGACCAUGCCCUGCACGCUGUUCUACCUUGCGUAUCUGAUCUACGUCGGCGUGUCAAAGAUCAGCGACAUCGGCUACAUCUCGCUUGUCCUCAUUGGCGCCAUCUACGGCCUGCAGGCCGUCAUCUUCAUCUUGAAGCGUCAGUGGCAGCACAUUGGCUGGAUGAUCAUCUAUCUGUUUGCCUACCCGCUGUGGUCGUUCUUCAUCCCAGUCUACGCCUUCUGGCACAUGGACGACUUUUCCUGGGGCAACACACGCAUUGUCGUUGGCGAGGACGGAAAGCGCCAGAUCUUUGUCAAGGACGAAGAGCCAUUUGACCCAAGCGAGAUACCGAUGAAAACCUGGGCCGAAUAUGAGAGUGAGAUAUUUGAGCGCCAGCGCCAGAUGCAGGAUCUCGAGGCGGUUGCACAGGCUAUCGACGAGUUCGGAAUGGGCGGAGUGAGGCCCGUCAGCCGCUUCACCCAAGUCACUGGGCUGGGCGGACAGACGGCGAUGGACAAGGCGCAGUCGGUGAUGGGCCAGAGCUUUGAGAACCAGGCCAUUCAGAUGCAGAUGCCUCGACUUGGCACGCCCGUGCAGUACUCGUACUACAGUAGCAGUAUGCCCUCGCCACAGCAGGCCGCAACAUCCAACCACAAUCUGCUGCAGAUGUCGGGCUCGCAGAUGCCGUCUGACGAAGCCAUUGCUGCCACCAUCUCCAACAUCCUCGACAGCUCGGACCUGUCUACCAUCACUAUGAAGCAGGUGCGCGACGAGCUGUCGCGGAUCUUUGGCGUUGACCUGUCGUCACGCCGCGAAUUCAUCCAGUCGACAAUCCAGUCCAUGAUCCAGAGCCGGGUGUAGAUGCUGGGUGGGCGCGCGUUUUUCACUUGCACACAUUUUCCCUCCAUACAUUAGACACUCUUCAUUGCUCAUAAUCCACACAUCGCC
Molecule: messenger RNA, 1515 nt
Organism: Linderina pennispora
Lineage: Eukaryota; Fungi; Kickxellomycota; Kickxellomycetes; Kickxellales; Kickxellaceae
Exons: 1
Coding region: 1-1428 (475 amino acids)
Cellular component (GO): cell periphery; cell septum
Molecular function (GO): chitin synthase activity
Source: RefSeq, a predicted model, not a curated record